AUGAACGAAAGACGGCUCCCGAGCAGCGCUGAAGUUGAGGAUCUUAAGAAAAAGGUUAGUUUUCUUGUAAAAUAAAAUUCGCAUUCUUUUCGAGACGCUGCGAAAAAUGAAACGUUACCAAAGAAUUUUUUUUCGCCGGCUGAAAUUUUGAUGAAAACUUCUUGAAGUGUACUUUAGGACCUCGUUAUUCCAGAACAAGUAGAAAAUUACUCAAAAUCAAUCUCCUUUUUAAGAUAUAUGAGGCUUCAAAAACUGAAAUAGCGCUUUUCGCUCAUAAUUUGUGUAUUUUACGACCUUUGAAGCUUUAUAACUGUAAUUAAUAUCUAUUGCGCGAAAAUUUUUUUUCUUAUUCUGGAAUCUAAAGGUCGUAAAGUACACUCCGGCAAAGUUUCAUUUAAUCGGGGGUGUUCCCUAGUUAAAUAGAAAAAUUUUUUUGGUUUCUGAAAAUUGUGACGCAUCCGCGAAAUGACCGAUUUUUUUAUUUUUUUAUUACAGUAUGAGUUCGAUAAUGCAAAAAAUGCGAGGAAAGUUCAUUUUUAUCUUAAACGUCAUCUAAACUUAGGAUUUCAGAUGAACGCCGCGGAACAGAUGCUCAGGGAAGGCAUUGCGAAAUAUGCUGAAAGCAAAAAUAAAAUGAGCCAAUUUUGGUGUGAAGCCUCAAAGAAAAAGAACGCAGUCCACGCGGCUCAUGACCACCGAAAAAAAGAACUCAAAGAAGAACGCGAAAAAGAAUCGUGCGAUGUGGACGAAACCUUUCGCGACCCGAGAUCAACACUGUCCGCCGAAGUAAAACGAAAAAAUGCCGAGGAAGAACGAAAACGUGUCGAGGAUAAGUAUAAACUUGAACUAGAAUGUCUGGAAAAUUGGAACUUUUUGGAAAGCACGAACUGGGAUUUUUUUGAUGCAAUCCGCAACGAAAACUUCGAGGCCAAUGCUCAUCAUCGCGACCAUCUUCACUCUUUGAUGAUGACGCUCCGCAGUUCAUUUUUCCAGAGCCCCACUCAAGUUGUCAAGAAAAUUGUCGAUUUUUUGAAGACAAGCGAAACGAAAAGGAUCAGUUUUUUGGAGGAAGAGUUAGCUAGGCUUGCUUUUUUGCGAAGUUCGUAUUCUGACUGGAAGAAACGGGCCCGUGUCGGAAACAUCUUCGUAAAAUUUAUCCAGCCGCGUUUCCAAUUCUUCAUCUUCCACUCGGAAAAAACGUUGGAGCUGCUGAAGUUCAAUCAAAAGGAGCUGGAUAAGAUCCGGAUCAGCCUCGAAGAAUUUUUGAAGCCGAAAGAGGUUCCCAUUGCACCUGUCGAAGAGAAUCAGGUAAAAAUCUUUUUUUUUUUCAAGGUUACCAAAAUUUUUUCAGCUUACUUCAAAUGAUCUUUUGGAAUCCGCUGCUGGAGACGAAGUAGUGCCAGAAUCGAAUACUGGAAAUGGAGGAGAAGUAGAUUAAAUGGAAAUGCUUCCUAAUACAUUUUGAGUUAAGGUGAUUAACGUGGAAACCGAAGCUGGAAACUCGGAAGUCUUAGACAAUUCGUUUGGACAGGAAAAAAGAUCCGCGACAUCCUCUUCCGCGGGAGAGCCGGAAAAGAAACGACAGAAGGUACAUGAAGAAAAAUUUAUUAUUAUCCAAUCUUAUAAGUGUUUUAAAUAAACUAACUUCAGGUUGAGAAGCCUAGAUUUGUUCCUACAGAAAACGAGGUCGAGAAAGAUUUGAAUGAGAAGGUUUGGGAGUUUCCGAAAUGCGAAAAAUCCACAUUUUUUUAGAACUUGGGUAGCUCCACUGGAAGCCCCAGGAACGAUUCUGAUUAUGAAGGCCUUCCGGAACCAGUUGAUGAACUUUCCCGUAAAGUCUCCAAGGUAAUGGAGAUCCGUAAGAAAGUAAUAUUCCAAUAUCGCAAUUGAGAUUGAAGAAGAAGUUGACAAUCCCGCAUUGCCAGUUGCUUCUCCGCGUGAAUCUGUAAGAUUCCUUGGCCUUCCCAGUUUUCGGAAUACAUCCUCACUAACUUCAAAUUCAUUUCAGGUAAAUCCUACCAGCGAGCGGAAGGAUGAAUCUUCAAAACUCGAAGAUAUCGAGGUUUCUACCGUCUUUCUUGUCAGGAAUUUAGAAUCAUCUUCAGACGGUUUUUCAAGAUUAUCUUCGUCAGAAGGAAGAAUAUAUAAACUGCAAAAAUCGCCUGCUUAACAAAACUGAGCUGGAGAUCAAAGAUUCUGUAAAGGUAAAAGUAUUUGCGGAAAUAAAUCUGCUGCAAUGAAUUGUUCCAGGAAAACGCGAGGAAAUUGGAAGAAAUCGCGAAAAAGUUGGAGAUUGGCUGCUCUCAGAAAGAAGUUGGAGUUUCUGCGGUUCGUUUUUCAGUUUUGACGAGUUUUUCAGAAGAAGUAGUUUCAAUUUGAGAACGCUACAAGAACUUGAAGAUAUAGGGGAAGUAAAAAACGGGGUUUGAGUUGAAAGCAGUACCUUAUAGAGCUUUAUGUUGCGAAUUAAUCGGUGUACUCUAAGAAGCACAGGUAUGAGUACUUUUGAAGAAAAAUUCCAUUUUAUUUUCCCGCCUUUUUAGUUUUGAAAUUUGCUUUGAAUCGGUGUACAGACAACUGUCUGCAGUAGUCGACCACGCGAUAUUGCGGACGUGUCGUUAGACUCGCAUCUUUGAGAAAUAACUGGAUAUCUGCUUCAAAUAAAUGGUCUCUUUUUUGAAAAAAACUUAGACAAACAGAAAAAUAAACACUGAUAAUAAAGAAAACGCAAAAUAUCGAAUUCUCAACCGAAAGCUGUAUUAAAUUAUAUUUUGCGAUCAAAUUUUGAUGAUUAUACGUGAAUAAUAUUUCCUUUCUAGGAUUCGACACGACCCAGAGACAAGUCGAUUUGGCUGGAGCUCGAAUCGGUGGCUGAAGAUCUUCAGAAAGUAGCCAAAAAGGGUUUUAAAUGGCAGCAAAUCGCAGACGAAAAUGUUUGAAACUUCACGUUUCUGUACUUUUUUCGAAAUUUUCAUGUGCCCAUGCCCCUUUUCUAUUAUUGUUCGUAUUCCAGUAGGCUGCUUGUUGAAAUUGUUGAUUUACUUGUUGCUUUGUUCAUGUUAUUGUUAUUUUGUGCCUUUAGAAUUUUGACAAUUUUAUUUUCCUUUUGUUUCAUCUCGUUCAUAUUUCACGCUUUUCUGCAUGUUAAUAUAAAUAUUUUUCGUUUUCAAGGUUUUUUUUUUGUCUCAUUUUCAUUGGUUUAGUACCAAUUUUUAUCUAUUGCUUAUGUCAUUUUAAAUUUGAGGUUCACUCAAAGGCUCAUUUUUCGUAUUUCUGUUCUUUUUGUUACCGGCGUGAUAUUCAAAGUGAACUUGUAAACCAUGGUUUACAUACAUCGGCGAAAAAAUCCUCUUGGGUGCGGAGUUGGCUGCGUGACAUUCAAAAACAGAACAUACUAUAGAAGAAAAUGACCGAAAGAAAGCUUCCGAGCAGCGCUGAAGUUGAGGAUCUUCAGAAAAAGGUUAGUUUUCUUGGGAAUAAAGUUCGUUUCGAAACGCUUCGAAAAAUAAACAUUUUUCAAACCCCUUUGAACUGGUGGUAUGAAAAAAACACCAACGAAAAUUCAAACGGCGACUUUUCCGAUUUUUUCAUAUCGCUAGGGAACUUUCCGACGGCCACCUUUCCGACGAAAUUUUUCCGACUUUUUUCCUUUAUAUUUUUCAGUUUUUAAAACAUCUAUAAACAUUUUUUUUCCUAUUUCUUUGGGUGUUUAAUCAUGAAUAAACUACCUACUUUAUAUAGGAAGAUUCAAAACGAUGAUUUUAUCGAGAAAAAUAGUCGUAAAAAAUUUCGUCGGAAAGGUGGCCGUCGGUAAGUUCCCUAGCGAUAUGAAAAAAUCGGAAAAGUCGCCGUUUGAAUUUUAGCUGGUCUUUUUUUCAUACCACCUUUGAACUUUUGAUGAAAAUUUGCUAAAGUGCUCUAUAGGGCCUCCUGAUUUUAUAACAAAAAGCAAUUUCUUGUAGUGGACUUUGGUUUUUUAUUCAAAAGCUUAAAAUAGCGUUUUUUGUCACAUUUUGUAGUGUUUUGAGACGUUUGAUGCCUCAUGAAUCGAAAAGCAGAUUUGAAACGAAAUUGUUUUUUUCUUCAAUCAGAAGUUCCUGAAGUACACUUAAGCAAAGUUUCAUCAAAAAAAUUUCAACCGGGGGCUGAAAAUGAUCCUUAGUUGAAGAAAAAUUGGCACCGAAGAUGGUAUUUUUGGUUUCUGAGAAAGGUGAGUCUUGCGUUAAAUGACCGAUGUGUUAUUUUAUUACAGUAUCAGUUCAAAAGACAAAAAAAUGCGAGAAAAGUCUAUUUGUAUCCUCAAUGUCAUCUAAACUGAGGAUUUCAGAUGAACGCCGCGGAACAGAUGCUCAGGGAAGGAAUUGCGAAAUUUGCUGAAGGUGAAAAUGAAAUGAGCCUAAUUUGGUGGGAAGCUUCGAGAAAAAGGAACGCAAUCCACGUGACUCAUGAGCACCGAAAAAGGAAACUGCGACUCGACCGCCAACAAGAACUUUGGGAUGUGGACCAAAUCUUAAGCGACCCGACAACAUCACUGUCCGUCGAGGAAAAGCGGAAAAAUGUCGAGGAAAAACGAAAAAAUAUCGAGAAAAAGUAUAUUCUUGACCUGGAAAGCGUGAAAAAUUGGAACUCUCUGGAGCGCAAGAACUGGGAUUUGCUGAAUGAAAUCCAAUACAGUAGCUUCAAAUCCAAUACUUAUCAUCGCCGUCAUCUUUAUUCUUUGAUGAUGAAGCUCCGUAGCUCGCUUUCCCAGAGUCCUACUCAAGUCGUCGAAGAGAUUCUCGACUUUUUGAGGACAAGCGAGGAGAGAAGGCUCAGCUUGUUCCAGGAAGACUCCGCUGAACUUGCUUCUUUGAAAAAGGUGUUGUCUGACUGGCAGAAACGGAUCGAAGCUAGCGAUAUCCCCGAAAAAGAUAUCGAACCCGUUUUUCAAUUCUUCAUCCUCGACUUGCAAAAAAAGUUGGAGCUGCUGGAAUCCAAUGGAAAGGAGAUGGCUGACCUACAGAUCAGCCUCGAAGAAUUUUUGAAGCCGAAAGAGGUUCCCAUUGCACCUGUCAAAGAAAAUCAGGUAAAAAUCAUACGACUUUUUUCGAGGUUAGCAAAUUUUUUCCAGCUUCCCUCAAAUGAUCUUUUGAAAUCCGCUGCUGGAGACAAAGUUGCGCCAAAAAUUAAACGUGAGAUUGGAGAUGAAGUAGAUCAAAUGGAAAUAUUUUCCAAUACAUUUUCGAGCUCAGACGCUCAAUGGAGAGUCCGAAGCUGGAAACUCGGAAGUCUUCAAAAAUUCGGUUAAACUAGAAAGUAGUUCCGUCGCGACUUCACCUUCUACAAAAGACGAACCAGAAAAGAAGCGCCCAAAGGUACAGGAAAAGAAUUAUUGUUACAAAGUUACUCAUCUUUUUUUUCCUAUUUCAUAGUUUUAAAUAAACUAACUUCAGGUUGAGAAGCCUGGAUUGGUUCCUACAGAAAACGAAGUCGAAAAAAAUUCGAAUGAGAAGGUUUGGGAAUUUCGGAAAUGCGAAAAGUCCACAUUUUUGUAGAACUUGGGUAGCUCCACUGGAAGCCCCAGGAACGAUUCUGAUUAUGAAGGCCUUCCGGAACCAGUUGAUGAACUUUCCCGUAAAGUCUCCAAGGUAAUGGAGAUCCGUAAGAAAGUAAUAUUCCAAUAUCGCAAUUGAGAUUGAAGAAGAAGUUGACAAUCCCGCAUUGCCAGUAGCUUCUCCGCGUGAAUCUGUAAGAUUCCUUGGCCUUUCCAUUUUCAGAAUACAUCCCCAUUACUUUGAAAUUCAUUUCAGGUAAAUCCUAUCAGCGAGCAGAAGGAUGAAUCUCCCAAACUCGAAGAUAUCGAGGUUUCUUCCGUCUUUCUUGUCAGGAAUUUAAAAUCAUCUUCAGACGGUUUUUCAAGAUUAUCUUCGUCAGAAGGAAGAAUAUAUAAAUUGCAAAAAUCGCCUGCUUAACAAAACUGAGCUGGAGAUCAAAGAUUCUGUAAAGGUAAUCGAAGUGUUUCCGGUAAUAAACCUGCUGCCUCGAAUUAUUCCAGGAAAACGCGAGGAAAUUGGAAGAAAUCGCGAAAAAGUUGGAGAUUGGCUGCUCUCAGAAAGAAGUUGGAGUUUCUUCGGUUCGUUUUUCAGUUUUGACGAGUUUUUCAGAAGAAGUAGUUUCAAUUUGAGAACGCUACGAGAACUUGAAGAUAUAGGGGAAGUAAAAAAACAGGGUUUGAGGUGAAAGCAGUAACUUAUAAACUUUUUCAUUGCGAAUGGAUCGGUGUACUCAACAGAUAUGAGCACUUUUAAAGAAAAAUGCCAUUUUACUUUCCCGCCUUUUAUUUUGAAAAUGCUUCGGAUCGGUGUUUCAACUUUUUUCUUUCAAAUCGAAACAUUUUUUGGCUAAUGAUGAGUUACCGUGUUUCAUAUAGCAAAGCCAAGUUGAAGCUGAAUCGAAUAAUUUUGAGCAAAGUUGUUGCCAAAAAAACACGGUCUGCAUUUAUUUUUGACCAGACUGUAGGUCCAAAAAACGUUAUAAUGUUUUUUUAGAACUCCUACUAACUAAUAAUUACCUUUCAAGAAUUCGACUCGACCCAGAGACAAGUCGAUUUGGCUGGAGCUCGAAUCGGUGGCUGAAGAUCUUCAGAAAAUAGCAAAAAAGGGUUUUAAAUGGCAGCAAAUCGCAGACGAAAAUGUUUGAAACUUCAUCUUUCUCUAAUUUUUCAAAACUUCUAUGUACCGGUUUCUUUUUUUCGUUCCUGUUCGUAUUUCAAUCGUUGACAAUUCGAUUUACUGGUUGCUUUGUUCAAAUAUAUUUUCCCUGUUAUAUGAUCUCGGUCAUUUUUUCAUGCUUUUCUGCAUGGUAAUAUAAACAUAUAAAGAUUUAUCGUUCUCAAGGUUCUCUUUGUCUUUCUUUGAUUUCAUUGGUUUCGUACCAAUUUUUUUAUCUAUUUUUUUCAUUAUUUUUAGAUUGGAGGUUUGUUCAAUCGCUCAUUUUUCGUUUUUCUGUUGUUUUUGUUACCGGCGUGGUAUUCAAAGCGCACUUGUAGGCUGUAGUUUUCAUACAUAGGCGAAAAAUUACUUUUUUUUUGCCAACUGUCGCUGGAAGUUACAAGAAAAAAGAUCAAUAUAUUUUCGCAAACUUAGACGUUGAAAGUAGAGAAAAGUUUCUAUCAGUUUUGUGUGAUUCUAUUAAUUUUUAGCGGCCUUCGUUCAUAUUGUCUGUUCAGAUUUUGAAUGUCAAGUCAUCGCUCAAACUCCGCCCCUUAGAUCAAACCAAUCAGAGAGCGAGCCAUCCACAGAGCGUUGUAGGAUUGGAGACGGAGUUUGCUGCUUGACAUUUAAAAUCUGAACCUAUAUAGGUUGUUCAUAUUACUGGAUUUUUUUAUUCAGACUUGAAACUUCAAAGUAAAUUUUGCAGAUAGGAACAACCGAAAAAAUGAAAGAAGAUCAGCGUCCUCCUUGUUCUACCGAACACGCCUUUCGGAAUAUUAUAUGGAAGGUGAGAUUUAAAAUAUUGACAAAAACGAAAAAAGUUAAUCUAAAAAAAAAGUAGAAAUGUAAAUUUGAGAGCUCAAUAUUUUUUUUUCCGAAUCAUAGAAAAUUUCUUGAAAAAAAAAUAAUAAAACGUUCCCUAGUCAGUUUUCUCUUUCACAGGUGCAGUCAUAUUGAAAGGCUGAGUUUAUAGAAAGAAAUUGACUGACUCGAAUUGGAUAUCCAGUUCGGAAGAUUAUUCGAAAAUAUUCCAGGGUUCAGUUGAAAAUAUCCGAAUAAGAAAGAAUGGACUCAUUUAGAAAAAGGCCCAAUUUUUCAAUUGAAAAUCGAAACGUAUCCAAGAAUAUUUGAAAGUUUUGAUUUUACGGUAGAUCUUUGAAUAAUACUUGAGUAAUGCGUGAGUUUGCGAAAAUAAUUUUGGCGAUUGAAACUUUUUUCAACGUUGUUUCGAAAUCAUUAUUUCAGAUAGCUGCGUUGAAAAUACAUCUUUCUGGUAGAGUUGAAGAGGUUUCGGGCGUCAAAAUGGAAAUGGCUCGGUUAUUGAAAGAAGCCAUUGAUGAGAAGAACACGGCCGACAAAUUUUAUUAUCGGCAGUUAAAUGAAUUUCAAGCCGGAUUCAGUCGUGAAAGCUGGGAUUUAUGUUCCGGACAUUACGGCCUCAGCCUCCCGCCAUCCGUUCAAACAGACCUCGCAAAUCUUGAAAAAGAAUAUGAAAAUAAAGAACGUCGGCUAAACUAUUCGAGACAACGGGAGCACGAGAAUUAUGGAUUAUUGGUCGACGUUCGACAGUCGGACUUCAAUCUCAACGAAAAACUUCUGGAGCAACUUUUUCGUGAAAAUGAAACUUUUGGAACAAUCAUGGAUCAACUACGUUUCGACCGAGAAGAGGUUUGUUUUGAACCUUUUGAAUCUCAAUUUCAGUGUUUUUUUAUUCUUUUACUGUUGUCGAAUGAGGUCAAGAUUUCGGUGAUUUAAAGGUCAAUUUUUCGGCAUGCUGGAAAAGUCGGUCGGUUUUGAAAACUAUGCCACGCCGCAAUUUUGCUCCAUGGAACACUUAGAAUUUCAAUCUGUUUUUUUUCCUCUCAGAAUUUUUUCUCUCUUUUUAAAUGUUACCAAGGUUUUCCCUUUUUCUCAUUCAAGUCUAUCGUUUUCGCGAGCAAAAUACGAUGGUUACUACAUUCAAAAUUAUAAACUGAUUCAGUUUUUUUGAGAAUUAUUAUUUAUUUUUUUGGAUCAAAAAAAUAACUUCAUAUAACCAAAUGAGUGAAAUUGAGAAUCAUAAGUUAUUGAAAAAUGAGAUAAUGUGUAAAAUACAAACAAAAAAGGCAAGAAACAAAAUUACAUCCAGUAAAACGUAAAACAUUGCCGAGAAUAACGAUAAUAAAUAAGGAACAGUUCAGUUCGAAGUGAGUAGCAUGUGUCCUAUAUCCUAGAAAACUGAUAAAUAGAAAGGUAAAAUAUCUCAGGCACUGGUGCGCGCACGCGCGGGGGUACUGAUUCUUUUUUCGCCUUUUUCACUGAAAUACGGUUUUGAAAUAGAUUUUUUAUAUUUUUGUGAUACUACCUUGUGUCCCUGCUCACGUUUUAAAGUUGUUCCGAGCACUUUCGAACAAAUUUAUUGAAAAGAAUUGCCAAGUGAAACUUUGAUAUUUAAAAUUUUUUUGGGCAAUCUAAUUGUUAUAAACUGGUGCAGAGCAAUGUUAAAAAGAUGAACAGACAUGAAAAAAAUAUUAAAUUUAUAACUUUUCAAUUAGUUAAAAAAAGCUAAAAAAACAAAAGAGACACCCGCGCGUGCGCGCAGCAGGCGGCGCGCAUGCGCACUUUUGGCAACAAACACGCGCCGUCAGUGCCUGAGAUAGAAAAAGAGAAAAAAAAAAAAUCUGAAAUUCGAUUUUCCAUGGAGCAAAAUUGCGGCGCGGCCUAGUUUUCCAAACCGACCGACCGACUUUUCCAGCAUGCCUGCCACAUAUAGUCUGUUCAGAUUUUGAACGUCAAGUCGCUUCUAAAGCUCCGCCCCUAAUGGCCCGAUAAGCCAAUCAGAGAGCGAGCCAUCCACAGAGCGUUUUCGAAUGACGUCAUUUUACUUGACAUUCAAAAUAUGAACAAACUAUAACAGAUAACUUCCUAAGUUAAAUAUUUAUCUCCAGAUCAAUAUGAUUACAAAGUUCGAACUCGAUCCGCGUAAAAGAAUACACUUACAAGGGAGAUCAUUUUACUUUGCGGUUGGGAUUUCCCUGAAAAUUGGCCAGAACGACCAAAUAACCCAAAUUGCGCAGAAAAAGUCUGCGCCUAACCGUAAAAUACAUGAAACUAGGCUAUUUUGAGGCUUCAAGUCCUUUUUUUUAUCGAAAACUAAGGAGUUUGAGGUUGAGACUUUCAAGAUCUUCAUCUGGUACAUCAAAAAGUGUUCUGGCCAGUUUUCAAAAAAUUCCCAAUCACAAAGUAAAAUGACUUUCCCUGUUAGUUUUCUUGUUGCUGGAACAUUUAUUUCUCUCAGAAAAGUUUUUUCAGGAGCAAUGUAUUGAAAUCCUCAAAUCGAUUCUCAGUUUCCUGGAGGAAAACGAGAAGAACAGGAUUCAACUCAGGCAGAACUAUACGGAUCGAUGUUAUUGUUUGACUGCUCGUCAUGCCGACUGGAAUCAACGCUUAGAUGUCCGCGACAUUUCUGAAAUGAGCACCGAAUCGACUUUCCAAGCCGUUUUGGCCAAUUUCAACGCAAGAUUAGAAAUGAUGACAGAAGGCGAUGAGAAGAUGAAAAGGCUCCGUAUUGCGAUCAGCGAUUUUUUGGAGGAGAAGAAGCGAUGUCUCACAAAAGCUCCUAUCGAACAUUUGAAGGUUUGAAGAGACAUAUUUAAAGUUUUGCUCAUAAGAAAGAUAGUUUCUGAAUCGCGUAUUUCAUUUUAUAUUUUAGAUAUUCCCCAAAUCGUUUUCAUGUUGAUUAUCAGCUCUACAUGUAAAACAAUAAAGAAUCUUCAAUUCACAUCCAUGACCUUUCGAAUCAUUCUAAAUCUUAUUUUUAGAAUGUUCCGCUAUCCACAAAUAUUCGAAAUGAAGACGUCACGCAAGGACUGGUUCCAGCUUCUGAUCCGACUCCAGAAGUAUACAUUUUUUGAUUUGAAAAAAAAAUUCGAAAUUCCUUUAGGUUCGAAAACAAGUCGAAAUUCUCUUGCGAAAGGUUGAUUCUCCUACUGGAUAUAUCACUACUAUUGAAGAUUUUCGUCGGCUUUUUGGAGUCAAGGUAUCGACAAAAAACUUCUAAUUUCUCUGGACUCUAACAAAAGUUCCGUUGUAACCAUAAAGUUUUGCAUUAAAUGCCCAUUACGGUACUUAUUCCGUACACGAUUUCGAAAUGUUUCUUUUACCAAGAUCAAUAUUUUCUACAUUUUCAUCCUAGGAUGUGACAGUAGCUUUAAAAAAACUUUUUUUUUCCACCCGGUUGCCCCAGGGGUGUACGCCAUCCAGGUCCAAAGCGGGGUGCACAAAAAACUUUCACGAAAAAUCCACGUUUUUCGGAAUUCACUGCGGGUUCCAUUUUCGUUGAAAUUUUAUUUGAAAUGUCCCCUAGAGAUAUGAAAAUAUCAUAAAAGUGGCCCUUCGAAGUUUCGCGGGAUUUUUUCAUACAGUCUGUGUGCCACGACUUGAAAUUUCACGGAACGACAUUCCGCUGUUCCGCUGCGUGCGGUCGCGAAGCGUCUUUCGAAUCUAGGUCACGCUUUCAAUUGAUUGUUAUUGCUGUGGGAGCACAUGAAACUAGAGCACCUUAAUAAAAGCACGACCAAGGUUCGCAAAGGCGCACAGCGGAAUGUCGUUCCGUGAAAUUCCAAGUCGUGUAACACAGGCUAUACUUCUCUUUUUUACUUUCAACUUGAGUCAAAUUUAGACCGACGGAUCCUCGGAGCCUACACUUGCUCCUAUCGAACCUGUGAGUUUUGAUGAAGCUGGUUAUCCGAUGAAUUUUUUUAUUUUGGCAAAAAUAGAUACCUUUUCUGACGGGGAUGGAACAUUUCUAAGUCAAAUUUAUAAAAUGAAUUUUAAGGCUCUCGAACAUGCUGAUAACACGCAAAAUUUGGGUCUGAAGCCAGAAACUCGAGAUAUUUGUCCUGAAAUCGUUCCUCCGGAGGAAGAAUCAAAGUCUGAGCUUAAUUUCCCGUUUUCAAAACUUAUCGAAAAUUCUCAGGACAGAAAAAACUACAGUUGAACAAUCGAACGCCUUGCCAAAUUUGGCCUUCGAAACUGAAAAGAAGCGGAAUGACGAAUCUCAUGACAGUGAUACUUCGAAGUCUUCUGAGACCAACAGUCUUUUCGCUUCUAUCAGAAAAACUUCUUCCGACAGUUCUUUCGAAAGAAUUUCCAGUGCUCAGGUCAGAAAUGCUCAAAAAUUCGUCAUACAGCGGAACUUUCCGACUGUUUCUGAUGACACGGGGAGUCGGAAUGACUUGGACGAAGCUUUUAGCUAACAAGGCAACUUUUUUUACCCCCCGGUUGAAACUUUUAUGUUUUGAGAAAAAUUUCUGAUUGAAUUUCAACCGUUUUCAUAGAUUUCUUCUGUGGGAAAAAUAGCAAAAAUAAAUUUCGUUAAAAGGAUUCGAACCCUGACCAUAGUCUCCGCAGUGCUGGCACCCUAGCCACUACACUAACCGGCCAACUGGAAGUAAGGGCGCGUGCGCAAGACACAUUUCUUCUUGCUGCGUUCCACUCAUUUCACGUGCAAACUUUUAGCCGUCAUAACUCGGCUACGAGGCAAAAGUCGAGAAAUUAUGUUCUUGAUUUGGAAUCAGCAUGCCUUAAAGUACAUCCCUGCGAAGUUCCGUCAAAAGUUCAACCGGGGGGUAAAAACAGUUCCCUUGUACAUUUAGAGCUGUUCAAAUAUGCUCAAUUUUUUAUUUUACGUGUUCCAAAAGUUUUUAAGUUCUUAAAAAGUUUCAUGUUCAUUUAAAGUAGCAUUUUUGCCUCUAAAAAUAUUUCAUUUUUAGGUAGAAGGAGAAGAAGAAGACGAUGAAGACGAGUUGGAAGAAGAAGAAGAAGAAGAUGAAGACGAGUUGGAAGAAGAAGAAGAAGAAGAAGAAGAAGAAGAAGAAGAUGACGAGUUGGAAGAAGAAGAAGAAGUUUUCGAAAAGCUGGACUUAUCCUCUUUGUAUCCCGUGAGUUUUUUCUAAACACCUCAGGUCAUAUUGUUACAUCCUUGGUUUUGAUAAUUUACCAUAAAAGGAAAUAUUGAAUUAUUCAGUAUAUAGUACAAUUUAAAGUACAGAAGAAUACGUUUUGCUAAGCCGCGCUUAUAAGAUAAAAACUAGAUCUUCUUAUAGUCUGUUCAGAUUUUGAAUGUAAGCAGCUAACUCCGCCCCCAAGGCUACAAUGUCUUUCGCGUCAGUGUUUUAUCGCGCGUGACGAUGCUCCUUUAAUAGUGCUGCAUUUUUGACUCAUUUUUCUAGCCUUCUCUGACAUGGGCGCAAAAAGAUCGCCACAAGUCUUUCUUGUCGUUUCUCGCAGCUAGAUAAUGACGAAAUAGUGAGUGUCAGAGAAAAAGUUUCUGCGAUCUUUUGGCGCCUCUUGUCUGAAUUUAAAUUUAAGAAAAAGCUCAAAAAUCAUCACGCGCGAUAAAAAAUCGUCACGAAAAGGUACUGUACCAACAGGCGCGGUGUUAACGAAAUUCAAAAUCUGAACAUACUAUAGACCCAUACCGUAACGCAUUUUUUGAUAAUUUUGUGCGAAAAACGUUACGCAAUAUGAAAAAAAUUAUAUUGUCUGUUCAGAUUUUUAAUUUCAAGUGCAAUGACGUCAUUCAAAAACACUCUGUGGCCGGCUCGCUCUCUGAUUGGUUUAUCGCACCAUUAGGGGUGGAGCUUGAGCGAAGUCUUGACAUUUGAAAUCUGAACAGAAUAUAUUCACAUGUGUACAUUUUAACAUUCAUUUUCGACGUUUUUCUAGUUUGCAUGCCGAUUUUAUCAAAUUAUCAGCCAUAAAUUGAUCAAACCUGUAAUAUUUCCAGUUCAACUCGCUCAGAGUCUCAGAAGAUGACAUCAGUCCAGAAAAUAUUCAAAACUUCAAGGUUUUUCUUUUCGAUCUUCAGAGAAUAUUCAAAAUUUUCUCCAGAAAUGUUAUUCCGUGUUCCAAAAUCUGCAAGAAAUGUGCACGAUUGGCAAAAAUCGCCUGGAUAAAUUGACUCAGGAAAACCAGAAAAAGUCUUUGAAUAAAGUCAAGGUAUUUUGGCUCUUUAUGGAGAUAUCAAAAUGGAUGAUUUUCAGAAUGAUUUGACGAAUUUGAUGGAAAUCUUGACUAAAAUUGAGCUCAGCUUCUCGGAAGAAAAUGUUUCGGUAUCUUUUUUUUCAAACAAAAUAAUGUGCUCCUUUAUUUUUCUUCAGGUCCCAGAAAGCUCUAGCGACGAUUCAAUGUGGCUUUCCUUCGAAUCUUCCAUUGAAGACCUGGAAAACAACGCAAAAAACCUCAUUUCCAUGCAUAAACUCAAAAAAGAAUUUUCGUAA
Messenger RNA from Caenorhabditis auriculariae, 13954 nucleotides. Lineage: Eukaryota; Metazoa; Nematoda; Chromadorea; Rhabditida; Rhabditidae. The record is from the annotation of a GenBank genome assembly.